AUGGAGAUUGGAGCUGAAGUCUGGAUCACAACAAUGAAGCAAAUGAAACGGUUCGAGGUCUUCCAUCUGACCUCCCUGAGAAGAAUCUUGAAGAUAAAGUGGUUCUUCCAUAUCUCCAAUGAAGAAGUUCUCAGGCGUGCUGGAAUUAAGUCUAUUGAAACUUUCAUCGGUUCGGCUAGACUAAGGUGGUACGGACACGUUAUCAGAAUGCCAGAGACACGGUUUCCCAAUUUUUCACUGGAUUGGAAACCAAGCUAUGGAAAGAGACAGAGAGGACGACCUCGCAAAGGCUGGAUGGCCUGUGUACUUGAGGAUGCGGCUGACUUUAUAGGUGUCGAUAACAUCAGCAGAGACGCAGUAUAA
Molecule: messenger RNA, 363 nt
Organism: Bolinopsis microptera
Lineage: Eukaryota; Metazoa; Ctenophora; Tentaculata; Lobata; Bolinopsidae
Exons: 1
Coding region: 1-363 (120 amino acids)
Source: RefSeq, a predicted model, not a curated record